GCUCUCAUCAGCCAUGUCUGAAUCAUGCACACCUAUUCACGAUAUCUUCACAGACGUGCUCACCGGCGGACUGUGCGUCGGUCUCGUCAUAUCAUACCUUCCACAGCAUCUAAGGAUCAUCCUUGCCAAGUCGUCUGAGGGGUUCAGUCCGUGGUUUCUCUUGCUUGGCAGCCUGUCAGCCGCUUCAGGGAUGCUGAACAUGUACGUCCCUGUGCGUUACGUAUAUAACACUUCGAUGACGAUGUGUAGCGUGGUCAUGCAAUGGGGUAUCAUCAAAUGCUGUCGAGUUCUGAGCGUCGGCGACUGUAUCGAAUCUACUGCGGGAGUCUUCCAGCUAGCUUUGCAAUGGGCCUGCUUUACGAUGAUAUUAGUAUUAUACAUGAUUUAUUACCCGGCUCAUCUAAAGUAUGCCACUGUCGACCUGGACUCGUACGAUAAUCGGCCUCCUCAACACAUCAAAACCGGUGUCAAGCGUGAUGAAUGGCGUCUGUCCAUUACAUUGGCCUGGGUUGUCCUCUUGUAUACCCUCUUGAUACUGUUCAUUACGUUCAUCCUCUUGGGAACGCGGCCGCCCCCGAGUACACCGCGAAAGUUUGAUGCAGUUGACCUAUGGGCUACAUUCCUCGGCAUCACCUCCACACUUUUAGCUGCAUUCCAGUAUCUGCCGCAGAUUGUCCACACCUACCGUCACAAGCUCGUUGGGGCCUUAAGCAUUCCAAUGAUGCUCAUACAAACGCCAGGUGCUAUCCUCAUGGUGUUAAGCAUUGCUCUUCGGCCUUCGACGAAUUGGACAACUUGGUCUCCUUACGCUGCUGCUGGUAUCCUUCAGGGCAUCCUUCUCGUCAUGUGUCUUUGCUGGACAGUCCGUCAAAAGAGGCUGGGCAUCGAUGAUUUUGGCAAUCUAAUCUCUGGGGCCUCGACAACGGCCGACCGCAACCCGCAGCUGCAGGAUUCUCCUAUACCCGUGACGCAGGGGCCUGCAGGCGAUAUUCUCGUGCAAGAGGCAGUCAACGAGGCCGUGCAUAGUGAUGUUCGCACCCCGAGCCCUGAGCCUGCUCCUCGUGACAGUGCACACGAAGAGACCCCGCUGUUAAAGAAAGAUAGCCCGGAAGACACGUCCAGGACUUGGUUCAGUUGGCUCGCUCCCAGGCGUCGCUAGUAUCUUAUUUUCUUACUCAGAGGGUUGUUACAGGGUCUUCAAUGUAUCUUAAAUAUCUAGCCCUUUUUGUCAAGGGUCUGCCGUAAUACUGAAUUUGUAUCUGCUUAAUGCU
Phanerochaete carnosa HHB-10118-sp is the source of this 1271-nucleotide messenger RNA. RefSeq lists its product as uncharacterized. The coding region runs from base 14 to 1159 and encodes 381 amino acids. The record is from RefSeq and is a predicted model, not a curated record. The transcript is spliced from 8 exons. Lineage: Eukaryota; Fungi; Basidiomycota; Agaricomycetes; Polyporales; Phanerochaetaceae.